Messenger RNA from Saccoglossus kowalevskii, 486 nucleotides. Its product is annotated as cyclin-D-binding Myb-like transcription factor 1. Lineage: Eukaryota; Metazoa; Hemichordata; Enteropneusta; Harrimaniidae. Gene Ontology annotation, molecular function: chromatin binding. Gene Ontology annotation, biological process: termination of RNA polymerase I transcription. The record is from RefSeq and is a predicted model, not a curated record. Gene Ontology annotation, cellular component: nucleolus.
UUUUAUUUCGAAUGCGCAUCUAGUUUUGCGCAUCAACAGAACUUCUGACAUGUGGUGAACAUUUAUUUAGCUUGCAUUUGUUGUUAUUUUGUGUCCGAAAUGUGGAGUUAGUAACAUCUACAGAAAUUGGAAGUUUCAUAGGUGACAAUGGAGGAGAGUGAAAGGAAAAAAAAGAAAAAGAGAAAACAUAACAAAAGAAAACGUAAUAAAAGAAAACAUAGCAAAUCUCAAAGAUCCAGUGAUAUUCAUUCAGCAGCUCUAGAAAAAAAGAAAUCACCAGACCAAAGGAUAAUAAUUGAAGAUGACGAAAUGCGUCGAAUGAUUCGCAAGAAAAUCGGGUUGUAUCAUGUCAACCCUGAGCACAUGGAGCAACUUCAAGAUCAAGGUAUCAAAGUAAGACUGGGAAAAUGGAAGAAGACAGAAGAUCAGUAUCUGCUUAAUACUAUUAUUAAGUACUGUAAGGCCAAGAAAUGUACAUUACCAUAG